Molecule: messenger RNA, 1392 nt
Organism: Cryptosporidium muris RN66
Lineage: Eukaryota; Apicomplexa; Conoidasida; Eucoccidiorida; Cryptosporidiidae
Exons: 1
Coding region: 1-1392 (463 amino acids)
Source: RefSeq, a predicted model, not a curated record
AUGAGUGAAAGUGGGAUUGUUGGCAUUAUUUUGACAGUUAAGUGGUCAUCACAAGAACCUGAAAUAGUUUUUCACUUUCCAUCAGAUUCAUACGAGAUUCUACCACAUUAUCGUGCAACAUUUCCAUCAUGGUUAUGCUUUGGAAUUGAAAGUUCAAAGUUAGCUCACUUAAUCCUUCCUUCAGAAGCUUUUCUGUGGGACAAAUUAUCAGAUUUAGUGAUUGAGACAAAUUCAAAUUGCUAUAGAUUUAUGUUUUUCCCAUGUUCCUCUCCAUUUGAAGUCAUUGGUGUUUAUGGAAAUUGUGGAAAUAGAAAUAACACUCUGCAACAAGAAAGUAUUAAUAAUUAUGUAUCUCAAUAUAAAAAUUCGCAAAAAUCUUUUAUUGAAAACUUUUCAGUAUGCCUAGUUCUGAAUGCAACUAGUCACUUUGACUUUCAAGUCAUAGAAGAACUUAUGAAGUCACUAACAUAUACUUUGAUUAAUGCUGAAGCAAGCAUUGGAAUGCUUUCAAGUGAGGUUGAAGUGAUAAAUUAUAUUAUAUUUGAAUAUUUUGAAGAUAAGGAAAAGUUUAAUUUAGAAGCUCAGCAAAUUCCCAACAUGGAAGGCCUAAGCCUGGAAAUCAUCGCAACAGAAAAGAGUCCAAAUAAAGAUGGUAAUUGCUUAAUGAGUAAUAUAGAAAAUAAAAGUAUUUUAGCUCAGCAGUUUGUAAAAUUGUAUAAAAGUCUCAAUUACGACUAUAAAAAUUUUAUUUUUUCACUAAAUAAUGGAUUUAUACGAAGUGACAUGUUAAAUUUAAAAAGUAAAUUUAUUCCAUUAGAAUAUAACUGGAACGAAACAUCAUUAUCGGUUGAUUAUCAUAAAAUAUGCAACACUCAUGAUACAAGUAAACUUCUCGAGUUAAUAAUAGAAAUUUCAGAUCCUCAUCUUUCAAUAAAGGAAAUUUCAAAUGAGCUAUUAGAGCCACUUUCAAGUGUAUUACGCUGCUGUUAUCAUCUUGUCAACAAUGAUAUUGCAAGAUUUAUCGAUAAAAUUGAUUAUAGAAAAAAGUAUGUGUUGGUAAACUCUAAUGUCCAACAUAAAAUAGAAGCUUUCAGUAAAGAGUUUAAUUCAAACAUUGAUUGGAAGUCAUGUUGUCCAUUAAUUGUGAUUUGCUCAUUCUUUUGCAAUGGAGAUGAACUUUCGAUUAUAAAAAAAAAGUUAGUUCAAUUUUGUUUAAAAUAUCCUUAUAUAUCUAAAUUUGACCAUUAUAUUGAUACUGCAUAUAACAAUAAUAAAUACUUACUAACUUUUCCUAAAAGAGAUGUGCAAGUAUUGGUUACAUCUAUAAUAUCAUGGUUAGUAAAUAACCAUUGUAUAACUAUAUUGAAAGAGCAAUUUGGGGCGCUAAAGUAG